ACACAGUCACACAGUGGAGAGACCGUUUUCAGAGAGAAGAAAAUGGCCGCCUCUUCCACCGUUGCUUUUCUGGUUUUCAUCUCUCUCCUCGCAAUCGCCGCCUCCCAAAUCGAAUCGCCGUCGCCGAUAUAUCCGCCACCGUCCCCUGUAUUUCCACCGCCGCCGCCUCCGCCGCCCCAAGCACUAGUCAACGCGGUGGAAACCCUUUCGAAUUCCGGCUACACCGCUAUGGCUUUAACCCUUAAGCUCAUCCUCGAGCAACCUCAGUUCAUGUCCUUACCCUCUUCCCUCACCAUCUUUGCCCCGCCGGACUCUGCCUUCGCCGACUCCGGUCAGCCUACGCUUUCGCUCCUCCUCCUCCAUUUUUCCCCCCUUUCGCUUUCCUUCCAAUCCCUUGCUUCUCUCCCGUUUUCAUCCACCAUUCCUACUCUUUCGAGAACCCCCAGCCCUCUGUUUGUCACCACCCCACCUUCAGAACCCACUAAAAUCUCGAUUAACAGCGUUAACAUCUCGGGUUCCCCUCUCUACGACGACGGUUCGGUGGUAAUUUUCGCCGUUGAGAAGUUCUUUGAGCCCAAUUUCACGGUCUCCACGCCAGGAGUAACUCCCACCCUCGAUCUUGAAUGUGUGAAGUUCACCAGCUUUUCUAGGUAUUUGGAUGCAUCGGGGAUUCUAAAAUCAAGAGGGCACGCAUUAAUGGCCACUUUUCUUGAUUUACAGUUGAUGGGAUUUGUGGGUUCUGGAACUGAGAUGAAAUUGACGGUGUUUGCCCCUUCGGAUGAAGCGUUAAUCGACGAUUUCGGGAAUGUUCUGGAGUAUCGAUCGAUGUUCUUGAGGCAUCUGUUACCGUGCAAAUUCAAUUGGGUUCAGCUGAAUGGGAUUACAAAUGGGACUGUUUUUGCCAACUAUGUCGAGGGGCUAAGCAUGAAAAUCACAAGAUCUGAUAAUUCUGUGAUGGUCAAUGGGGUUAAGAUCAACGCUCCGGAUAUCUACGAGAAUGAGUAUAUUGCAAUUCAUGGGGUGGAGAAACAGAUCCCAGUGUUCGAUUCAUCGGAAGAGGAAGAAUUCGAGGAGAUAUCCAUGGUGAAGUUUGCUAAAAAGAUAGAGAAGCGCCAGUGCCCUGCCCCUGAUCGUAGUGAAUUCUAAAAGAGUUUGUAACUUUUUCUUGAUGUUGCUACGUGAAAAGCCGGAAACAUAAAGGUAUAUGAGGACAUAAAAUGGAAGAACUUUUUGGGGUUUAUCAUCUUCAUCUUCCU
This is a messenger RNA of Oldenlandia corymbosa var. corymbosa, 1256 nucleotides long. The record is from the annotation of a GenBank genome assembly. Lineage: Eukaryota; Viridiplantae; Streptophyta; Magnoliopsida; Gentianales; Rubiaceae.